CGCCUCUCGUCCUUACGCCGUGAUCCAACGCACGUUGAACUUCUUUACACCUUCUUUUAACUACUUAGACGGACACCACUCAGCUCGGAUAAAGGAUGACGAGCUGGCAGCUGAGCGCUAAAGAGGAGAUGGUGGAGAAGUUUCUGGACGCCGCAUCCCGAGGGGACGCCGGCCAGGUGUCCUCGCUGCUUUCUCACGCCCCGUCGCUCCUCAACCAGGCAGGACACAGCGGUUGGACGGCGCUGAUGCUCGCCGCUCGCAACGGCCAUCGGCAAGUGGCGGAAGCGCUCCUAUCGCACGGCUGCGACAAGUGGUCGCUGAACAGGUCGUCGCAGACCGCCUACGACAUCGCCGGCUUCUGGGGCCACAAGCACAUCGCCGCACUGCUGGGCGGGGCCGAGCGAGGCGCGAACCUCGCCCCGCAGGAGAACUACUUUGGCCGAGAGACGCUGGACCGCCUCAGCGCCAAGAGGACCGACGGCCCCUGGCUGGAGGCGAAAAAGACGCACCCCAGCUCUGUCUUUCUCCUGUUCUCGGACCUCAGUCCCAUGGUCAGCGGCUCCCGGGUGGACGGCGCCGUGGAGCUGUGUCGCCUCGCCUACGACGCCGUCAAAGAUCUUCUCCAGAAGGACGACGUGCUGGUGGUGUUCCUGGGAGUAGACCGGAGCAAAGUGGCGCCCGGUGAGGACCCUCCCGCCUGGUUCGCCGUCAGCACGGAUGAGGACGCCACCGCGCUCCUCCAGCGGUGUCCGGGCAGGAAGUGCUCCUUCCCAAAGUCGGCCCGCAGGGACCUGCUGACGCUCAGCGAGGAAGACGCCGGCGUGCUCGCUCCGGCCCGAUCGCUGCUGGCGUGGCACAGUCGGUACGGCUUCUGCGCCACCUGCGGGAGCGCCACCCAAGUAGAGGAGGGCGGGCACAAAAGGAGCUGCCGAAACGUCGCCUGCAAGAGCCUGCAGGGGGUCCAUAACACCUGUUACCCACGUGUUGACCCGGUGGUCAUCAUGCUGGUCGUGCAUCCUGACGGGAACCAGUGUCUGCUGGGCCGGAAGAACGUCUUCCCUAAGGGAAUGUUCUCCUGCUUGGCCGGAUUCGUAGAACCUGGCGAGACGCUGGAGGCGGCGGUGAGGCGGGAGGUGGAGGAGGAGAGCGGUGUGAAGGCGGGAGCGGUCCAGUACGUGGCGUGCCAGCCCUGGCCGAUGCCCUCGCAGCUCAUGAUCGGCUGCCUCGCCGUCGCCGUGACGACAGACAUCACCGUGGACCACAACGAGAUUGAGGACGCCCGAUGGUUCCCACGGCAACAGGUGAUAGAGGCUUUGCUCAGAGAAUCCAGCCAAGGCCUGGUCCUCCCUCCCAAGCAGACCAUCGCCCACCAGCUCAUACGACACUGGAUCGGCACCAGCGCCAACCUCUGACACUCCAGAACCAGACCUGAGAGGGAGGGGGGGGCAUAAGAUAAGAAUAAUUUAAUCGCAUUAUUUGUCAAUGCUACUGAAAUAGUGUAUGUAAAUAUUUUUGAGACAUUGUGGCAGUGAAAUUUGCUUAAAAACAAAUCUUUAGAAAUACCAAUAAACUUCCUUCUUUUUGUUUUUUCGCAAGUCACAAACAUGAGUGCUUGCAGUUGCACCCGCUGCUCGUCGAGAAGAGCGACAAAUGCUCUCGUCACUAGAUUUGUUGCACCUUUGAAAACGUAUAUUUACAGUGCUAAAGUCCACAACACCGGUUCUCCUGCUACCUCUUCUUAUGCUCUGGCAGACCAGGUGUGUUAUGAGUGCGGAAUUACAGAGGUAUGGGAAACAUUGGAAGUGUCUUUUGUUUAGUUUUUUUUUUUCAAAAUAAAGGUUCUCAUUUUUAUUGCUGUGAAA
Nerophis lumbriciformis (worm pipefish) is the source of this 1862-nucleotide messenger RNA. It is a transcript of the gene nudt12, whose product is annotated as nudix (nucleoside diphosphate linked moiety X)-type motif 12. Gene Ontology annotation, biological process: NADP+ catabolic process; NAD+ catabolic process. Gene Ontology annotation, molecular function: NADH pyrophosphatase activity; metal ion binding; protein binding. NCBI's taxonomy places the organism in Eukaryota, Metazoa, Chordata, Actinopteri, Syngnathiformes, Syngnathidae. The record is from RefSeq and is a predicted model, not a curated record. Gene Ontology annotation, cellular component: peroxisome; cytosol.